GCCAACCCGCGCACAUCGGCGGAGCCACCACUUGGCUGCCCCUCCCUCUGCGCGGACGCCCGACACUCUGCCGUCGGCAGCCGAUAGCUGGGCGGGGUCUGGGAGCGCGCGAACCGCGGCCGCGUUGAGUCAGGUCGAGUGCGCUUCGCUGUAGUCUCGCCGCCUUAUUUUUCUCCGCACGAUGACUUACUCCGGAUUCUGAAGUGACGGACACCAGCCAUGGAGACGGAAGAGAUAACGAAGCUGGUCGACGGCAUCUACAAGAAUAUCCUUGACAAGUUCAACCCUGGAGCGAGACAGUUGAUUCAGGCUGGAAAGGCAUACCUCAAAGCCCUGCAUGGAGCUGCGGCGGCGUCCCGGCUGUACGUGGACGCCAUCAGCAAGCUGGCCAAGCAGGCGCAGCAGGGCACCUGGGGAGCCUCCGCCGAUGUCGGUUCGGCGUUGAUGCAGAUUGUGGACGUCUACAAGGAGACUCACGCGCAACAGAUGAAUAUUUUGAAAGCCUUCUACGUUGACCUCCUCGUCCCACUGGAAACUAACCUCGAAAAGGACACCAAAGUCGUACAGAGCGAGCAGAAGCGCUUUCUCCAGCAGCACAAGCAGCGGUCGGAGACGUACAGCAAGGCGGCGGCGGCGGUGAAGAAGCAGCGCAAGAAGACGCGCACGAAGCCGCCGUCGGUAGCGCUGGACCGCGAGGUGAAGAGCCUCCAGGCGCUGGAGGAGGAGCGGGCCAAGCUGGACGCCUUCUGCGAGGCCAGCCUCAAGACGGCGAUGACGCAGGAGCGGAGGCGCUACGGGUUCGUGCUGGAGCGCCAGUGCUCGCUGGCGAAGCACUACCUGCUGCACCACACGCAGGGCAAGCAGGCGCUGGAGGAGCGCCUGGACUCGUGGCAGGACGUGGCGCACUCCAGGGAGGCGCUGCCGGAGGGCGUCGAGGCCGUCCUCACCGCCAGGCUCCGCCAGGUGAGCUUCUGGCCAGAGGACAGUCCGGGAGGCAUGGAGGACGACAGGCUGUCCCUGACGUCACAGCUGCGGAAGACCAAGUCGAUGGACGCGUCGUGCCUCGACAUGCGGUCCAUCGGCGAGGCGGUCAACCACAGCCCCAUGAAGCCGCUGUCCAGGGCCAAGUCCGACUUCAACCUGGCCGCCUCCACGCACUCGCUCGAGCAAGAGCCGGAGCCGCGACCCAAGUCUAUGGCGGUGGCGUCUGGGUGGGACAACCAGCUGGCGCGGGCGCUGUACGCCUACCUCUCCAGCGGCGACAACCAGCUCAGCUUCCUGGAGGGCGACCUCAUCGCCCUCAUAGGUGAACGGAACAAGGGGUGGCAGUUCGGCGAGAACCUGCGGACGCAGUGCACCGGCUGGUUCCCGCUGGCCUACACAGAACUGCUGCUGGACGGCGUCGACAGGUCUCCGACGCACGGGCGGCCGCCGGACGGCCAGAGCGUGAGCAGCGGCGGCAGCGGCAGCAGCGGCGCCGGGUCCUCGUCCGCCAGCGCCACCACGCCCGGCUCACCCACCGGCAGCUCCGUCAGCGGCGGUGGGGGCGGCGGGGGAGGAGGCGUGGGCGGCGGGCCGCGCAGCCUGCCCCUGCUGACGGGACGCUGCGCGCCGCCAGCACACGCGUCGCUGCCGCCUGCCAGGAGCCGGCCCCCACUGCAGACGCCGACGGGCGGGGGCGGGAUGAUGGCUGGGGGCCGAGCGGGCCCGCCGCCCCCGCUGCCGCCGGCGCCCGUCCCGCGGCGCGUGCCGCCGCCCCCGCUACCGCCCACCUUCCGCAUGGGCGCCACCAACACCAGCAGCCUGCACAGUAGCAACGACAGCGGCUUCAGCAACCCCACCCCGGAGGCCGACUUCUCAGACGACGACAGCGUCAGGAGCAACGUGUUCGCCACGGUGAAGCUGCGGAAAACCAAGACGAACGACCGCUCGGCCCCGCUCAUCCUGUAGGCGGCGCACACGACCACACACCUGCCCUGUUUCUCUUCCUGCCAGCCGCAGAACCGCGGGGC
Molecule: messenger RNA, 2012 nt
Organism: Schistocerca cancellata (South American locust)
Lineage: Eukaryota; Metazoa; Arthropoda; Insecta; Orthoptera; Acrididae
Gene: IRSp53
Product: brain-specific angiogenesis inhibitor 1-associated protein 2
Exons: 13
Coding region: 220-1950 (576 amino acids)
Biological process (GO): actin filament bundle assembly; plasma membrane organization; positive regulation of actin filament polymerization
Cellular component (GO): cytosol; nucleoplasm
Molecular function (GO): protein binding
Source: RefSeq, a predicted model, not a curated record